UUCGUCCUAAUCUCGGUAGUUUUUGGAUAUGGUGCGUUAAUAGAACGAUUUGCAAAGUGAUCAAGUUGAAAUACUCAUCGGAAGUUUGAAAUAUCGACCAACAAAGGCGAUGUUUUCCAUCUGUAAACAAACGCACGAAGCCACCGCGGUGGAGUUUUCGGUCACUUGCCACUUCUUCAACAGCAAUGAGAAGUCGCUGGUCACCGGGGGCGCCAACGUCCUCAAGGUGUACCGGCUGAUCCCGGAUGCGGACCCUACCAGCCGCGAUAAGUUCACCACUACGAGACCGCCGAACAUGAAACUAGAAUGUAUGGCAAGUUACACUCUAUUCGGCAACAUAAUGUCGAUGCAAUCGGUGUCCUUGGCCGGUUCGCAACGGGAUGCGUUGCUGAUAAGCUUCCAGGAUGCGAAGCUGUCGGUGGUGCAGUUUGAUCCGGACAAUUUCGAGCUGAAAACGCUUUCGUUGCACUACUUCGAGGAAGAGGACAUCAAAGGGGGCUGGACGGGACACUACCAUACGCCGAUUGUGCGGGUCGAUCCGGAUAAUCGAUGUGCGGUGAUGUUGGUGUACGGGCGGAAAUUGGUGGUGCUGCCGUUCCGGAAGGACAGUUCGUUGGACGAAAUCGAAGUGCAGGACGUUAAGCCGAUGAAGAAAGCGCCAACGCAGCUGAUUGCCAAGACGCCGAUUCUGGCGUCGUACGUUAUUGAGCUGAAGGAAUCGGAGGAGCGGAUUGAUAACGUGAUUGACAUACAGUUCCUGCACGGCUACUAUGAGCCAACGUUGCUGAUUCUGUAUGAGCCGGUCAAAACGUUUCCAGGCCGUAUCGCUGUUCGUUCAGACACUUGCAUGAUGGUGGCGCUAUCCCUGAACAUACAGCAGCGUGUCCAUCCGGUUAUCUGGACGGUGAACAGUUUGCCGUUUGAUUGUCUGCAAGCGAUUGCCAUCAGCAAACCGAUUGGAGGUUGCUUGAUCUUGAGCAUCAAUGCGUUGAUCUAUCUCAAUCAGAGCGUUCCGCCGUAUGGGGUGAGCUUGAACAGCACUGCCGAUCAUUGCACUAAUUUUCCGCUGAAACCCCAGGACGGCGUUCGGAUCAGUCUGGAUGCAGCGCAGGUGUGCUUCAUCGAGCCGGAAAAGCUAGUGCUCUCGCUAAAGGGUGGAGAACUCUACGUUCUGACGCUUUGCGCCGAUUCAAUGCGAAGCGUACGGAGUUUUCACUUCAGCAAGGCGGCGUCCAGCGUCCUGACCUGUUGUAUCUGCGUCGUCGAGGAAGAGUAUCUGUUCCUGGGUUCCCGACUGGGAAACUCGCUGCUUCUGCGAUUCAAGGAGAAGGACGAGAGCAUGGUGAUUACGAUUGACGAUACGGAGGAAGUGGUGGAGAAGGAACCGAAGCGAUUACGCCUGGAGCAGGAAGAGCUGGAGGUGUACGGUUCGGGGCAGAAAACGUCAGUCCAGUUGACUAGCUACAUUUUCGAGGUGUGCGACAGUAUUCUGAACAUUGGACCGAUAGGUCAUAUGGCCGUGGGUGAGAGGAUUUCCGAAGAGGAGCAAGACGAAAACAAGGACAUUCAGUUUGUGCCGAACAAGCUAGAUCUGGAGAUUGUGACGAGCAGCGGACAUGGAAAGAACGGAGCCCUGUGCGUGCUGCAGAAUUCCAUAAAGCCACAGGUUAUCACUAGUUUUGGUUUGUCGGGCUGUUUGGAUGUGUGGACAGUGCUGAGCGACAAAGGUGACGACAUGCAUGCCUUUAUGAUUCUAUCGCAAGAGGCUGGAACGAUGGUUCUACAGACAGGCGAUGAAAUCAACGAAAUCGAGAACACUGGAUUCGCGACUAAUGUUCCAACCAUUCACGUUGGAAAUAUUGGAGGAAAUCGCUUCAUCGUUCAGGUGACGACCAAAUCUAUUAGAUUGCUCCAGGGUACCCGUCUGCUGCAGAACAUUCCGAUUGAUCUGGGUUGUCCACUGGCCGCGGUCUCCAUCGCUGAUCCGUACGUCUGUGUCCGAUCUUCGGAAGGUAAAGUUAUCACGUUGGCCCUUCGAGAAGGCAAAGGAACUCCACGGUUGGCUGUUAACAAGAACACCAUCAGCACGACUCCGCCAGUGGUGUCCAUCAGUGUGUACAAGGACGUCUCCGGAAUGUUUACAACCAAGUAUGAAGACUUCUACGAUGGUACUAAAGGUGGUUCCUCCGCUUAUUCCAGCGGAUUCGGAUACAUGAAGCCAGAACCACACAUGAAAAUUGAAGACGAAGAAGAUCUACUGUACGGAGAAUCCGGUCGAUCCUUCAAGAUGACUUCGAUGGCAGAUAUGGCCAUCGAAACCAAAAAGAAGAAUCCGGACUUCUGGCGCAAGUUCAUGCAGCCGGUGAAACCUACCUUCUGGUUGUUCGCUGUCAGAGACAACGGCAACUUGGAGAUCUAUUCGAUGCCGGAUCUAAAACUCGUCUAUCUGAUUACGAACAUCGGAAAUGGUAACAAAGUGCUGCAGGAUUCGAUGGAAUUCGUUCCGUUACAGGUAGGACAGUCCGCGGCCGAUGCAGAUGUUACUUCAAACGCGUUCACCAGCCCCUUCGGAUUCAAUCCCAACCUACUGCCGAAGGAAAUCCUGAUGGUGGCUCUGGGCCACCACGGAACUCGACCGAUGCUUUUCGUCCGCUUGGAAAACGACCUUCUCGUGUACAGAGCCUAUCGGUACUCGAAAGGUCACCUAAAGCUGCGCUUCCGGCGAGUUCCCAGCGGCGUAACGGGUCCCAUAUUCAAAAUUGCUCCCCGCCGAGUGGCCCCCACCGAUCAGGAAGGCGAGAAGCCAGACGAGCUCUCCACUAAGAUUAUGUACGAAAACAUUUCCAUGAUUCGGUACUUCAACAACGUCAAUGGCUAUAAUGGCGUUGCCGUAUGCGGAGAGAAGCCUUACAUAAUACUACUGACUUCCCGAGGGGAACUUCGGGCACAUCGGCUCUACGCCAAAACCAUCAUGAAAGGAUUCGCCUCGUUUAACAACGUCAACUGUCCCAACGGCUUCCUGUACUUUGACGAACAGUACGAGCUGAAGAUUGCCGUCUUCCCCGGUUACUUGUCCUACGACUCCCUUUGGCCUGUCCGGAAAAUUCCCCUCCGAAGCUCCCCCAAACAGAUUGUCUACCACAAGGAGAACAAAGUCUACUGCGUGGUGAUGGACACCGAGGAAGUCUGCAACAAGUACUACCGCUUCAACGGCGAGGACAAGGAACUGACCGAGGAGAACAAGGGCGAACGGUUCCUGUAUCCAAUGGCACAUAAGUUCUCGGUCGUCCUGGUUACCCCUUCGGCUUGGGAAAUCAUUCCGGAGACGUCGAUCAAUCUGGAAGAGUGGGAACACGUAAUCGCACUGAAGAACGUUAGUCUGUCGUACGAGGGAGCCCGGUCCGGUUUCAAGGAGUACAUUGCCGUGGGCACGAAUUUCAACUACAGCGAAGACAUUACGUCGCGUGGACGAUUGCUGCUGUACGACAUCAUUGAAGUCGUCCCGGAACCGGGCAAACCGUUGACUAGAUAUAAAUUCAAAGAAGUAAUCGUCAAGGAACAAAAGGGUCCCCUGUCGGCAAUCAGCAAUGUGUCCGGCUUCCUGGUGGGAGCAGUCGGCCAGAAAGUCUAUCUCUGGCAGCUGAAAGACGACGACCUCGUUGGUGUGGCAUUUAUCGAUACCAAUAUCUUCGUCCAUCAGCUAGUUUCGAUCAAAUC
Messenger RNA from Aedes albopictus (Asian tiger mosquito), 3717 nucleotides. It is a transcript of the gene CPSF1, whose product is annotated as cleavage and polyadenylation specificity factor subunit 1. The record is from RefSeq and is a predicted model, not a curated record. The transcript is spliced from 7 exons. Gene Ontology annotation, cellular component: mRNA cleavage and polyadenylation specificity factor complex; nucleus. Lineage: Eukaryota; Metazoa; Arthropoda; Insecta; Diptera; Culicidae. Gene Ontology annotation, molecular function: protein binding; nucleic acid binding. The annotation marks the transcript as partial.